AUGUUGAGCACCAGUUUCUCACUGUUUUUGACGUCCUUUGUUGGAGUCAAUGUGUGUCUGUUGAUAGGGACUGUUCUCAGCAAAUUGAACAUCAUCACAAGUUACACAUCGCGAAAAAUAGUCCACAUUUCACUUGGGACGUGUCAGCUUGCACUUUGGGGGUUGUAUCCUGAUGAAAUGAGUGCACGUGUCUGGGGGACGAUGUGUUGUUUGAUCUAUGUUGUAGUCUUUCUUGUGUUUGGACUUGGUUUAUUCCAAGGUAAGAUCUGUGACUUUCUUGUAGCGACUGUUUGUCGCAAUGGGGAUUACAAAGAGAUGUUGUAUGGCCCACUGAAUUAUUGUGUGACUGUUUCACUGCUCUCGCUUGUCUUUUGGAGAAACUAUCCGCCUUCAGUCAUUGGAUGUGGUCUUCUCUUGUGGGGUGAUGGGAUGGCUGAGAUCAUUGGGAAAAUGAUAGGGCGAACUGAAGUGAUGAAUCCAUGGGGAAAGAAAAAGACAAUUGAAGGUGCAAUUGCAGUGAUGGUAUGUGGUGCUGUUGGUUCAAUGGUGAUGUGCAAGAUGAUCUUUGGAGAGUACUACACACUCUACUGUCUGAUCUUUGGCUUCGUUGGUGCUCUUGUCGAGUUCUAUUCGUAUCCCAAUUACGACAAUGUCUUCAUUCCACUCUCUUCUGUUGCAAUGGGGUACUUCUUGUUCUAA
Entamoeba invadens IP1 is the source of this 699-nucleotide messenger RNA. RefSeq lists its product as hypothetical. The coding region runs from base 1 to 699 and encodes 232 amino acids. NCBI's taxonomy places the organism in Eukaryota, Evosea, Mastigamoebida, Endamoebidae. The record is from RefSeq and is a predicted model, not a curated record. The transcript has a single exon. Gene Ontology annotation, molecular function: ATP-dependent diacylglycerol kinase activity.